UUAAACUCGUGGAGUGGACGAUCUACAGAAAAAGCUGAUGCUCCGCCUGUGCCGUGGAAUCUCAUCGCUUCUCUCUCGUUUCCCAUCUCCUUCCCCUUAAUCCAGCAGCUCCACUGCGAAUCGCGCUUCCGGCGAAAGAUGAGUUCGACGGCGCCGUCGCCGGUCGUGGUUGCCGCUUCUCCUCCCGAUCAAUUGCACAACCUUCACAACGUUUUCGUCUAUGGAAGCCUCUUAGCAGAUGAUGUUGUUCGUGUUCUCUUGAAGCGCAUUCCUCAGUCGUCCUCUGCUGUUCUCAAUGGCUAUCAUAGAUUUAGCAUCAAAGGACGUGUGUAUCCGGCUAUUUUGCCCGUAGAGAACAAGAGAGUUGCCGGAAAGGUCCUCUUGGGCAUCACAAAUCCUGAACUGGAUAUUUUGGAUACAUUUGAAGAUGUUGAAUAUAAAAGAAGCACUGUUGAGGUUUCCUUGGUGGAUGGUUCUGAGAGACUUGUAGCUCAUACUUAUGUCUGGAGCAACAGAAGCGAUCCAGACUUGUAUGGAGAGUGGAAUUUUGAGGAAUGGAAACGGUUGCAUAUGGACGACUUCGUAAAAAUGACGACCGGAUUCGUGACAGAGUUGCAACGGCCUGAGCCAAAGCCAAGAGUGGCAACUUAUGAAUCUUUCUUCCUUCAAGGAGGAGGUGAUGGCUCUCUUCUCAUGCCUUGAUAUCAAUUCAUUCUUAGUUUUGUUUUUGGAUUAUGGUGGUGUCCUGUUUUGAAGGAUGAGAUCAAUUGCUGCUCAUCUCUUCCUUCCUAUAUCAUGGUGAAGAGAGGUAAUUAACAUGGCUUUUCCAAAAAACUGAAUUCAUUUUUUUUUUGUCUCACUACUCUGGGCUUGCUUUUAAAGGAAGAAAUAAAGGAAGAUAGUUGCAAAAAACAGUAUAUUGUCAGUGGAAGAAUACUGAGUGCAAUGCAGAAAAAUAUAUAUAUAUAUAUAUUUUCUGUUUAGAAAAAAAAAAACUGAAAAGUUGAUGGUCAGCAUGGCAAAGAGUGGUGAUCGAUAACUAUUGGAGAUUGGGAUUGAACCUCCUUUUGGAGAUGCUUUCUAAUCAUUAAAAUAAAGUUGUGGAUGGUAUAUA
Messenger RNA from Momordica charantia (bitter melon), 1114 nucleotides. RefSeq names its product AIG2-like (avirulence induced gene) family protein. The record is from RefSeq and is a predicted model, not a curated record. Lineage: Eukaryota; Viridiplantae; Streptophyta; Magnoliopsida; Cucurbitales; Cucurbitaceae.